CGGGCUGUACGGACAGCAGCAGUGGGUCGGUCUCAGUCAGUUUGGCAGCAGCUGAGAAUGUGAGGGCUUCGACACACUCCGCUAUUUCCAGGACCGUGAACAGGCUCUCUCCCUCCACCGCUCCACCCGGGCGACCUGCGCUCUCCAGCCCGGGGAGGCUUCGCUUGUUCUGGGACCGCAUCAGAUGGUCACCCGGCUCACUGCGGGGCGACAGAGAGGGAACCAGCCGGGGCUCGAGCACCUCCAACCCGCUGCUGCUGCUGGAGAAUGCGGUGAAGUGUCAGUCGCUGAAUCCGUGAAAUCUUCGUGUUCCCCCCCUCGGUUAAAUGUGUCACCGCUCCGAAGCAGCUCACGCAGGAAACGACGAUGGAGUGAGAUCUGCGGCGGCGGCGAGCGACUCCCAACCUGCCGCGAUUAUCUCCCCUGCGCGUAAAUAAAUAAAUGAUAGAGGAUACGAUGACCCUGCUGUCCCUGCUAGGUCGGAUCAUGCGUUAUUUUCUGCUCAGACCGGAGACCCUGUUCCUGCUGUGCAUCAGCCUGGCUCUGUGGAGCUACUUCUUCCACACGGACGAGGUGAAGACCAUCGUCAAGUCCAGCCGGGACGCGGUCAAGAUGGUCAAGGGGAAAGUGGCGGAGAUGAUGCAGAACGAGCGCUUCGGCGGGCUGGACGUCCUGGACGCCGAGUUCUCCAAGACCUGGGAGUUCAAGAGCAACACCGCGGCCGUGUACUCCAUCCAGGGCCGGCGAGACCACAUGGAGGACCGGUUCGAGGUGCUCACCGACGUCGUCAACAAGAGCCACCCUUCUAUCUUUGGUGUUUUUGACGGCCACGGAGGAGAGGCUGCUGCUGACUUUGCCAAGGCCCACCUGUCCGAGGCUCUCCGCCAGCAGCUACUGACCUAUGAACGGGAGAAAGAGCGAGACAGAGAAAAAGAGAAAGAUGAAAAGAAAGAGAGGGGUGGCGUCUCCUAUCCCUCCAUCCUGGAAAAGCAGAUCCUGACGUUGGACAGAGAAAUACUGGAUAAGCUGUCGGCCACUUACAAUGAAGCAGGUACCACAUGUCUGGUGGCUCUGCUGUCCGAUAAGGAGCUGACCGUGGCCAAUGUUGGAGAUUCACGCGGAGUCCUUUGUGAUAAAAACGGCAAUGCCAUUCCUCUAUCGCACGACCACAAACCUUACCAGCUCAAAGAGCGCAAGAGGAUCAAGAAGGCUGGUGGUUUCAUCAGUUUCAACGGUUCGUGGCGCGUCCAGGGCAUCUUGGCCAUGUCCCGUUCUCUGGGCGACUACCCCCUGAAGAACCUCAACGUGGUCGUUGCCGAUCCUGACAUCAUGUCCUUCGACCUGAACAAGGUACAGCCGGAGUUCAUGAUCCUGGCGUCCGACGGCCUGUGGGACACCUUCAGCAACGAGGAGGCGGUCCGCUUCAUCAGGGAACGAUUGGACGAGCCUCACUUCGGCGCCAAGAGCAUCGUCCUCCAGUCCUUCUACCGUGGCUGCCCUGACAACAUCACCGUCAUGGUGGUAAAGUUUAAAAGCAAGGCCAGCGAGCAGUAGACCAUCCAUCUACCACAUGCAGUAUCAAUAUCUUGUUUGAAUAGGCUUAAGAGGAAAGAUUUACAAAGUGAGUCCACACUUUUUUGAGCAAGAACUAUAUCUCUAAAAGAUAUUUACAGAAGUUUGCCCAUCGACGCAUCAACCACGCCCCCCUACUUUACUUUUAAUGAGGUAAAAGUGACACAAGUAAGGAAAUGUCUUAUUUGGGCUCAGCCAUAUGUAUGAGACACCGUAAUGUGGGAUUAUUCACUGUCAUGCAAAUAAACAGAUUUAGCUGUGUGUGUGUGUGUGUGUGUGUGUGUGUGUGUGUGUGUGUGUGUGUGUGUGUGUGUGUGUGUGUGUGUGUGUGUGUGUGUGUGUGUGUGUGUGUGUGUGUGUGUGUGUGUGUGUGUGUCACAUAGACUACCUUUGGGGACAGAUUUCCGAUUAAAAACCAGUUGGGGAUGGCUGUGUCCACAAUUGGGGGAAAAAAGAUAAUAAUUGGGUCAAUUGUUACUAAACGGUUUGGGUAAGAGUUAGGGUUAUUCAGGUUUUGAUUAGUGUAAGUCACCGGGAAUUUAAUGUCUCUGUAAAGUCCCCAAAAUUUACUGUUUGUGUGCGUGUGUGUGUGUGUGUGUGUCUCACAUUAACCACCAGUUCAUUUAUUAGCCAAUAACAACAGAUUUAUAAGAUAGCAUGGAGUUCCACUUCCAUAUUAUUUCAAACGUGAUGCCUUUCACUCAACAUCGACGUGACCACUGAUUUAAUUUCAAUUUAAUUUUCCACAUCGUCUUAUUGUAUCUACGUCCACCGGGAGACUGCACUGAAAAUUCUGUUGUUCAACACGUUUCUUUUUUGUCCCUCAGUCAAACACACGUCACUGGUGCAAAACAUGAAUAUGAAUUACUUCCCUUUAUUCAUAAACAACACAAAUUAUUACAUGUCUGAUAGAACAGAUUACAUUGUUACAUCACAUUUGCUGAACGUGAGAUUUCUCGAUGUGAGAAUGAAGUGUUUUGUCUUGAAUGGCCCCGUUUUUACUUUUGAAUGUUGUUUUUUCACUUAAAAUAGCUACUAGUUUUUGAUUAUCAAUUAUUUUGAAAACUCUGAUCGGGAUCCUUGUAACGACUGAUAAUGUAGCAACUGUUUGAUAGUAACGCAGCUUGUCACAGUGUCAUUUUAAAUGGUUAUAAAAUCGAAUACAGUCUUUGGAAGUAAUACAUUUCCAGACCAUGUGGUGAUAUUGUAGUAACAUCGCACUGACAGCAAUAACACUGACUUUAAUUGUACAAACCUGUAAGAAAAAGAUGAAAUGUUGAGUUUUCACAGUAAAAAUUACUAAAUGAUCGAUAAUUUUACAUUUAAUUAUUGGCUUAACAACUUUUUAAAAUCACAUAUUGACAUGCUAUUCCAUUAUCUGACUUUUCCUACAUUAUCCCUUACUGCAAAUAGAAAUAUACUCAGACAACUCACUGUUGAUAUGUCUCGUAUUAACGUCACAUUGGUGCAGAGAAAACUCAUCAUUCAUCCCGACCGUCACUGCUCGAUCUCCAUUCCCCUGUGACUCAAAAUGUAACAAGCCUUUAAAUGAAACGCGUUAUUGUUGCCUUAUUUUUUUAACUGCUCAUUUCCUGUUAUGGAGUCUGCUGCCAAAACUACGCCCUCUGUUUUUACUCUAACGCAGUCGAUCAUACCUUGCACACUGCACGACCUCGGUGUGAUAUCUUGUUAACUCUGGUGUAGAAUAGCAUUGUUGAGAGAAUGUCUCCGAGAGACAGGACAUUGUAAGAUGAAUGUACAUUCUGUCCUCGUGUUAGUAUCACCCCUCCGCUGUUUAUACAACAGUGCGCCUGCUCCGGGACUGUUUGACUUCAGAGAUAUAUACCAGAUAAAAACGGUUAGUUUGUGCUUUUUCAGUUCACAUUCUUCCCUCCAUGAAAAUGUAUGUUACAGAAUGUUUAUGUGGCAUUUGUACUUGUUUUUGUUGACUUUAAUAAAACUGUAAAGAAAAAAAUUCAGAAAUUUUAAAAAUGUAAAUCAAAAAGGUAACAUUAAAAUGAUAAAUGAUC
This is a messenger RNA of Hippoglossus stenolepis (Pacific halibut), 3602 nucleotides long. RefSeq names its product protein phosphatase, Mg2+/Mn2+ dependent, 1Lb (gene ppm1lb). The record is from RefSeq and is a predicted model, not a curated record. The transcript has 4 exons. Gene Ontology annotation, biological process: protein dephosphorylation. NCBI's taxonomy places the organism in Eukaryota, Metazoa, Chordata, Actinopteri, Pleuronectiformes, Pleuronectidae. Bases 442 to 1554 code for a protein of 370 amino acids. Gene Ontology annotation, molecular function: protein serine/threonine phosphatase activity; cation binding.